This is a messenger RNA of Perca fluviatilis (European perch), 978 nucleotides long. RefSeq lists its product as uncharacterized. The transcript has 9 exons. Gene Ontology annotation, molecular function: transmembrane signaling receptor activity. NCBI's taxonomy places the organism in Eukaryota, Metazoa, Chordata, Actinopteri, Perciformes, Percidae. Gene Ontology annotation, biological process: cell surface receptor signaling pathway. The coding region runs from base 1 to 978 and encodes 325 amino acids. The record is from RefSeq and is a predicted model, not a curated record.
AUGGAGGUUACAUCUCUCUGCAUCAGACUGUUGAUGACUAUGUUGUUGCUGCUGGUCGCACAAGUUAACUUCAAUUACUCUCAAAAAGCUGAUUCAUCUUUUCCUCAGGUUGUUCCAAACAGACAGCAGCACUUUGAAUAUGAGUCCAUAGAUGUCAGCUGUGAGGGACUGGAGGGACUGACAGGAUGGAGAGUGAUGAGGAAGAUUAAAAGAGUUAUUAAAACAUGUUCUUCUACCUGGUCGACAUCGACAGGACCCUGCACAAUUAAUAAUGCCUUUCCAGCAUCUGACAGUGGAGAAUACUGGUGUGAAAUGUCAGUAAAGAAAAGCAACACUGUCAACAUCACAGUCACUGCUGGCUCUGUGAUUAUGGGGAGUCCUGUCCUUCCUGUGAUGGAGGGGGAAGCUGUGACUCUGAGCUGCAGACAGAAGCAGACGUCCACCAAUCUCACCACUCAAUUCUUUAAAGAUGGUCACCUCAUGGAGAAGAGUUCUACAGGAAUCAUGACCAUCCAUAAUGUUUCCAAGUCUGAUGAAGGACUCUACAAGUGCAGAAUCUCUGGAGCUAGAGAAUCACCAGAGAGCUGGCUGGCUCUCUCGCUGCUGUUCUACGUCGGUAUCGCUGUUUUCUUGGUGGCUUUGCUGCUGUUGGUGGGAUUACUGCACUAUAGGAAACAUCAAACCAUCACCAGAGAUACCCUAAUGUCUCCUUCAUCCUUCCAGCCUUUACCUUCUCUACAAACAGUGCCUGAAGAGGCCAAUGUAGCUGUUCCGUCCCAGACGACAUAUGCUGUCGUCACAAAACCCAGAAGGGAGAGAGUGCCUGAAGAGGCCAAUGUAGCUGUUCCGUCCCAGACGACAUAUGCUGUCGUCACAAAACCCAGAAGGGAGAGAGUGCCUGAAGAGGCCAAUGUAGCUGUCCUCGUCCCAGACGACAUAUGCUGGUGUGUCACCAAAACCCAGAACGGAGAGAGGUAA